AUGACUUAUUUUGUAUUUUUUCUAGGAAUCUGCUUUGUUGUGGGUGUUUUAGGUGUAGCAUCGAAUCCUUCGCCGUACUAUGGGGUAGUUGGCUUAGUUUUAGCAUCUGUGGCUGGGUGUGGGUGGUUAUUGAGCCUCGGGGUUUCGUUUGUAGCCCUGGUGCUGUUUAUGGUGUAUUUGGGGGGCAUGUUGGUGGUAUUUGUCUACUCUGUAGCUCUGGCCGCGGAGCCUUUUCCGGAAGCUUGGGGGGAUUGACGUGUGGUUGGGCAUGCGGCGGCACUUGCGGCGGUGGUUUUAGGGGGGUUGGUAUUGGGCGGGUUUGUUGGGUCUUGGGGGUUAGGGGUUGUAACUGUUGAUAGUGUUGGAAUGUUUACUGUACGGCUGGAUUUUAGUGGGGUGGCUAUGCUUUAUUCGCGUGGGGUUGGGAUGUUUUUGGUUGCAGGUUGAGGGCUCUUGUUGACUUUAUUUGUUGUGUUGGAGCUUGUGCGGGGGUUGUCUCGGGGGGCUAUUCGGGCAGUUUAG
Molecule: messenger RNA, 522 nt
Organism: Anas platyrhynchos (mallard)
Lineage: Eukaryota; Metazoa; Chordata; Aves; Anseriformes; Anatidae
Source: the annotation of a RefSeq genome assembly